Molecule: messenger RNA, 879 nt
Organism: Diatraea saccharalis (sugarcane borer)
Lineage: Eukaryota; Metazoa; Arthropoda; Insecta; Lepidoptera; Crambidae
Source: the annotation of a GenBank genome assembly
AUGAAUCUCUCCGUUCGUUCAUUCGAGUUUCGCAGGGCUGCACUCUCAAGCAACCCGACUCUUAGGAGAGUCCCUCUCGCCACCGCACUCCGUCGCUACGGGCCUGGCACCCUCUACGGGAAAACGGCCCCGUUCAAGACGAACUUGGACGGUAGAGGCGACGACGAGAAAGCGGAACCUCCCGAACACCACAUGUCCCGCGACCUAGGCGACCGCGGGAUUCAAGGCAGACACGAUAUCCGUCAGCGCGACGCCGACGACGACGACGAUGACGUCUACGACGACGACGCCGCGCCUCUUCGGACGUCGAGUCCGCCUACUGGGCAAACGUGUAACGUGAAACUCGUUACAAACGACACGUAUCGUAAGUCACUCGAAACAGAAUUUAUCACGCUCUCCAGUAGAGUAUUAGAGAAGACGCUCGCUCACACACAUACACACACAGGUCCCCCUCCCCAAAGGAAGAGAAAUACACAUGCAUGCGCUGACGACGUUCUUCUACCACAAUCCACAAAGAGUCGCUUUCAAUCUCGAGAACGACACGCGUCUCACGUGUUUCACGUGUACGCGAUGAGCGUGCGUCAACGACGUCGAAAAAUAAAUUUCGUUGUCGCUGAAGACACAAUAUAUUUAAACCGACUCCUCCCCGUAUAUACCACCGAUAAUAAUAACGGUGGUAUGAGGAGGAGGAGGAGAACGGUCAACACCGUUUCGAACACUAUAAUCUAUAUAGUAUUCGAUACGCAGUGUGAUUAUUGUUUUUAUGCAGCCGGCCCUCAGACAGGAGUGGUCCUGGAUGUGUCUCCAUGGACCGCAAUGUGCGUUCGAAAUGUCGAUGUUCAAAUGUGUCCUGCAGUUCACACUAUGACGCGCAGUUAA